Molecule: messenger RNA, 2054 nt
Organism: Saccoglossus kowalevskii
Lineage: Eukaryota; Metazoa; Hemichordata; Enteropneusta; Harrimaniidae
Product: aldo-keto reductase family 1 member A1-B-like
Molecular function (GO): oxidoreductase activity
Source: RefSeq, a predicted model, not a curated record
UUCAGGUCGAGUGCCAUCCUUUUCUACCGCAACAGAAAUUGAUACAAUUUUGUAAACAUCGUGGUAUUUCAAUGACUGCACAUACACCUCUUGGGUCACGUGACCGCAAAUGGCAUCUGCCGAGAGAACGUGAUAUGUUGUCUGAAGAAAAAAUUGUCAAGAUAGCUGAAAAGCAUGGAAAAACCCCGGCACAGGUCAUGAUAAGAUUUCAGAUUCAAAGAGGUGUUGCCGCCGUACCAAAAAGUGUUACCCCUGAAAGAAUCAUUGAAAAUAGCAAGGUAUUUGACUUUGAACUUGAUGCAUAUGAUAUGGAUGAUUUACUGUCAUUUCCCAUAAUAAGACAACACGUACCAUAUACAAGAGAUGAAGAUGACAACAUAAUACCACGUGAUGACCACCGACCACACUAUCCGUUCAAUGAACUAUUUUAAGAUCUACUUAAAUAUAAGAUCUUAGAGCAAUAUAAUAUAUUUUUAUUGGUUGUAUUUAUUACUAGAUUGUCUACAUAUGUUCUCAAUCCCGACAUAUUUUGAAUUGAGACAAAUUCAAUUAACACUACUUUUACUGACAGAUUCAAUUUAAACACUACUUUUAUUGACCAAUUUCAAAUCAAACGCCACUUUUAUUGACCAGAUUCAAUUCCAAUGCCAGUUUUACUGACCAUAUUCAAAUCAAACGCCAGUUUUACUGACCAGAUUCAAAUCAAACGCCAGUUUUACUGACCAUAUUCAAAUCAAACGUCACUUUUACUGACCAGAUUCAAUUCCAAUGCCAGUUUUACUGACCAGAUUCAAAUAAAACGCCACUUUUACUGACCAGAUUCAAUUCCAGUGCCAGUUUUACUGACCAUAUUCAAAUCAAACGUCACUUUUACUGACCAGAUUGAAUUCCAAUACUGCUUUUACUGAAUUUGAUGCAGACAAGAUUGUUUUCUGGUUAUAUUUUUCAAAUCAUUGUUUAGAUUGAGGGUUGAUUUACAUUUCCUAAUUAAUAUAUACACAUUUAAUUAUUGUCAUUGUAAAACAAUUAAAUAUUAUUCAGUGCAUUUUCUAAAUUAAUUAUUUUAUUUUCCAGCUUUUUCAUUUUUUUUUGCUGCGUACCUGCAGGUUUUUCAGCAGUCACCAGAUUUUGAUGUUUUUUAAAUGUUUUGAUUUUAGUAUUAUAUAUUUUUCAUGCAAGUGAAAAUUCAUCAUAUUUCAAUACACAUAUAUGAUUUAUUGUUUGUUUUAAAUCUUUUUUUGUUUCAGUUAUAUCUAAAGUGUGAUUCAUUUUAAUGAUAAUUUGUAUAUAUAAUUUGGGCUUUUAUGAAAUUUGGGGGAAAAUGUUUUCAUUAAGGUUGCGGUAACCUGAUUGUAAUCAAAAAUAUAUUAAAAAAUCAUAAUUCUUAGCCCAGUUUGGACAUGUUUGGCUUUGGGCAUGUGAUGAUUUAUACAAUUUGUAACAAUAUAUAAAAAAACAAAAAAAUUGUAAAACAAUAAAAUUUUCCCUUGUUUGAACAAUAGUAUGUACAUGUAUGGUAAUAAUACAUUUUAAUAAAUCAAAAGCAUACAAACCCACUUUUUAGAGAAUAAAUAAUUUGAAAAAAAUACAUUUAUAUAGAGUAUUUAUAUAACAAUAGUAAAAGUGUGCAUAUUUUCAAAUAAUUCCUGACUUUUUACAAGCUUACAUUUCUUAAUUAAGAUAAUCUACAAGUUAUUUUACGUGUACUUAUAGCUAUGUAGUCCUCUUCUGAUAAAUCGGAUAGAGGUGCAUGCAGGUUUCAGAAAUUCUUAACUUAAUGGAUAUGACGAGCAAAUCUCCUGAACUGAUUAAGUUUAAGAUGAACCAUUAUGCAUGCCAUCACUUGAUUUGCUGAACAUUGUCAUUUGUAGGUACUUAUUUGUAAAUGGUGUGUUCAUAGGGUGAGAUACUCGUACAUACCGUCACUGUGGGAGGACAGUUGCACAUAUCAAGCAGGCUGUUUGCUGAUUACUUGGCAAUAUGCUUCAAAAGAUGGUAUUUAUUUAUGGAUGUGUCUAUCAAUAAAAAGUAAAUAUCCACAGAUGAGCUAACAA